AUGCAGCCCACAACCAAAGUCGUUUGCUUGGCUCUGAUUUGCCUUGGUGCGAUCGUCUCAACUGGAAGUGCCUUCCCGCAAGAUGUUGGAGCAUUGUCUGACGAUGUAGCCAUCGAGUACGUUGAAGCUGAGAAUAUGAUGAGUAUUGAAGAAGAAGAAGCAGAAAUAGAUGGACAGGUAUCCGUCGAGCUUCCGGAUGAAGAAGUUGGUCCGCAACUUCGUAUAAGCUGUGACGUCAUCAAUGGAACGACCACAUUCUGUGCUCUUCAUUGUCUGGCUCGUGGAUCCAGAGGAGGAUACUGUAACGCAAAGAGAGUUUGUGUCUGCCGUAAAUAG
Molecule: messenger RNA, 336 nt
Organism: Ochlerotatus camptorhynchus
Lineage: Eukaryota; Metazoa; Arthropoda; Insecta; Diptera; Culicidae
Product: defensin-C-like
Exons: 2
Coding region: 1-336 (111 amino acids)
Biological process (GO): defense response to bacterium; humoral immune response
Source: RefSeq, a predicted model, not a curated record